Ustilago hordei is the source of this 2838-nucleotide messenger RNA. RefSeq lists its product as uncharacterized. The coding region runs from base 1 to 2838 and encodes 945 amino acids. Gene Ontology annotation, biological process: regulation of DNA-templated transcription. NCBI's taxonomy places the organism in Eukaryota, Fungi, Basidiomycota, Ustilaginomycetes, Ustilaginales, Ustilaginaceae. Gene Ontology annotation, cellular component: cytosol; nucleus. The transcript has a single exon. The record is from RefSeq and is a predicted model, not a curated record.
AUGCCGUCUUCUAGUAUGGCAGCAGUGGAGGCGACUCUUCAGACAAAUGGCCAAGAAAGCAUCGCCAGACCACCGCUUUCCGUCGCUCUCCAUGUACCCAUCUCAGCUGCCGAUCUCGUCAGCUCAGCUCAAGGCACUGCAGCACCGUUGUCGGGAAAUCCGAAUCGAAGAUCGCACAUUCAGCAGAACAUCACCGCGCUUCCCACGCUUCCUGAAGCGUCGCACGCCAAUGCGCUCAACACAGCCACUGGACCAGCACCUGCAGCUCUCGGCUUGACUGCUGACUUGGAUCCGACCACAGCGGCAGCGCUCAACGGACUGAGCCCAGCACAAAAGACGCUCGCCCUCUCUCGAUCCCAAGGCUACGAUCUGAUCGUGUUGGAGCUAGCGAAUGAGCGGUGGAAAGAAAGAUGGGAAAGGCUGUGCCUUGCCAAUCCUGCCGACUUGCCUUCAGUGUCAGGCUCAUCAGCGGCUCAACCUCCGCCAUUGACAGCAGGUGGAGCCAUGCUAGCUCGUAGCAGUAGUCGACAGGGCUUGAACAGCUUCACUCUCGGAGGAGGAGUUAGACCAUCACCCUCCCCCGCCGCCAGCAGCAGCGGUCACGGCUCGACCUUCGCAACGAUCGCACGCGAAGCCGAAGAAUGGCGCAGAGCACCAGCAUUCAAGCGCUCCGAAGUCAACCUCACCAAGCUCGAAGAAACAGAAGGCGUCGUCGCACUGGCGAGUCAAUGGAUCGAGCUCGACUCGCCCGAUGAAGGUGUUCGUCUCGAUUGCGAGCUGGCUCUCCGUCAAGAGCUCGCAUAUGCUUCCUACCUUGGCAUCUCGAACCUCAUCAUCCCGCCACCGUCGUCGGAUCCUGCGCGUAGACCCUUCUUGGCAGACUAUGCACGUGCCGUCAACUCUUGCUUGGCGAGUGGAAGCGCAGAAACAGCGGCGGCAGGCUCGUGGAUGACCAUCACUAUCCAACUUCCCAUUUCUUCACCCCACCAGCUCAGCAAGAUUCUUUCACGCCAGAAUGGCAAGAAUGGCUACGGACUCACUGCUUCCACCACCGCAGGCAGUACAGCCUCUGCAAGCUCGCAAGCCUCUCACGCCAGUGCAUCGUCGUCAGCAGCACUUCUACGAGCAGAGGAUGACUGGGCUUGGGAGACUUGGGAACAGAUUCGACAACUCUGCUCGUACAACACGCGUCUUCAACUUGCUCUCGACCUCGGAAGCCCAUUGCCAGGACCUAGCAUCUUGGCACGCUGGAUGGCUGAGCCAGUCAGCAUGCUCUGGGUUCCCAGCUCUGCUUACCUUGCCAACGCAAAGGGCUUCCCAGUACUGUCGAAAGCUUCUCAGAACUUCUUCCGCACCUUAUUCAAGAAGAAUCCCACCGUCGUGCUCAGCAGUGUUCAAAGUCCACCACCAUCCCAUUCAAGGGGUGGCCCUCUCGCAUACUUGCAGUACCUGCGUCACUUGGAGAAAGCGACACCACCAGAAGCAGCCGUCGAUUCUUUCGCUCGUGGAUACACAGACUGGCUUCAAGCACCAUUGCAGCCAUUGAUGGACAAUCUGGAGGGUACAACAUACGAAGUAUUCGAACGUGAUCCGGUCAAGUAUGCGUUGUACGAGGAAGCGGUGUACAAGGCGCUGUUCGAUCGCCCAGUGACUUCAAGCACGUUAAUUUGGGUGUGCGGAGCUGGCAGGGGACCUCUGGUGGACCGCUGCCUCAAUGCAGCAGAUCGAGCAGGACGUGCUGUACGCAUCGUUGCGUUAGAGAAGAACCCGAACGCGCUGGUGACACUGCAGGAGAGACAGGCACUCGAGUGGGGAGACCAGGUCAAGGUCCAGUACGGCGACAUGCGACGUCAUGCCGUCCCUUCGAGCAUGGCCGAACGACCAGAUAUUGUCGUCAGUGAGCUACUUGGCAGUUUCGGCGACAACGAGCUGUCGCCAGAGUGCCUUGAUGGUGCCAUGCGGUUCCUGAAGCCGAAUGGCAUUUCAAUCCCAUCCUCAUACACUGCCUUUCUGUCGCCAUUGUCCUCCUCAAAGCUACACACCGAAGUGCUCAACGGCUCCAAUGCAGCUUUAGGAUCAGCAGUACAAAAGAGCUCCGAAACACCCUACGUCGUGCUCUUCCAAAACGUAGCUCUCCUCGCUGCUCGUGGAGGAAGACUCAAUUCAGAACAAGUGCAAGAAUCCUGGACAUUCGAACAUCGCCCCUCCGCCAUCACCCCGUUAGUGUACGACGAGCAGGGACUUCCCGUUUCCAACGGUCACAACAUUCGGUCAGCAAAACACACCUUCCACAUUCCGCAAGCUGGUACUUGUCACGGUCUAGCAGGCUACUUCGAAGCUCACCUCUAUGACAAUGUCACUCUCAGCAUCCAUCCCGAUCCGGUGCGAGGAUCGAAAGACAUGCUGAGUUGGUUCCCUAUCUACUUCCCCUUCCGAGAACCGCUCUAUUUGCCAGCCAACUCGGAAUUGGAUGUCCACAUGUGGCGCUUCACUUCAUGCAAUCGAGUCUGGUACGAGUGGAAUGCGGAGGCUUUCCUCCCUCUCUCCCUCUCUGCUCUGGAUGGCAGUGCCAAGGGUCAGCAGCAGCAGGGACAGGGCAGACCUUUAUCGUUGGACGCAAGUUCGUCGAUGAGUUCCACUGGAACUGCUGCUGAACAACAUAACUUUUCGAACGCGCCUAAUACGCCUCGCAUUCCGAGCGUUUCGUUGGGUCAACAGCCGCUAGAGAACCGGGGACUGCAGUCGAGUGCGAUGCCACAAACACCGGUGACAAGAGUCAAAAUCGGGAUGACUAGAUUGCAUAAUCCUGGAGGAAGAAGUUCCUGGAUUGGACUGUAG